Colletotrichum navitas is the source of this 1952-nucleotide messenger RNA. Its product is annotated as cation efflux family protein. NCBI's taxonomy places the organism in Eukaryota, Fungi, Ascomycota, Sordariomycetes, Glomerellales, Glomerellaceae. Gene Ontology annotation, molecular function: monoatomic cation transmembrane transporter activity. The transcript is spliced from 10 exons. Gene Ontology annotation, cellular component: membrane. The record is from RefSeq and is a predicted model, not a curated record. The coding region runs from base 278 to 1753 and encodes 491 amino acids. Gene Ontology annotation, biological process: monoatomic cation transport; transmembrane transport.
UCGAGGUCUAGCUAGCCCUUGUGAUCGCAUUGGGGCAAGUCUCCGGCAGUGAGCUUCCUGCCAUCUUGUUAAUUCGAGGACCCAAGCUUGGCCCCGGACUUUGUAGUUGGUUACCUCCCCUGGAGGUCACAAGGGCGAGAGAAAAAAAAAACUUGACAUGAACAGGACGUAAGGUGCCGUCGCUGUUUAUUAUAUCACGACCACUCUCUAAUCGCAUCCUCACCUUCUUCUACAUCCCCCUUCACCAAGACACAACCCAGCUCGAUAUUUCCCAAAAAUGCAUAUUCCACGCGAGUCUGAGGAAGGUGGCCAACCAUCACCUUUCGCCUCCCAGGGAAACUCUGCCGGUCACAUGGAAACCACAUCCAGUGGUGAGGAGAACAAGGAACUCAACAAUCACCAUCAAGGCGACACAGACACCAUCUCUCCCGCCCCAGCGUCUGGCACGGACAACAGAGUCGAGCCCGAAGGACCCUUCGUAUCUACAUCGAACGAUACAGCUAGCAAAAGCGAGGUCGUUAGAACCUCCUCCAGGGGCCCGCACUCCAACGUUGACGCCGCAGACGCGUCCACCGUCGAUACCUACCGGCCCGAUCCCUACGACUUCGGUCGGCACCGCCGUGAUAAUGUCUCCAAGAAGCAAAUGGGCAUCGAUCAUCCCAAGGGCAACAAGAGGAAGCUGAAGAAGUUCUAUAACCGACAGAAUGAGCUCAUUGACCAAUUUCUUGGGGCCGAGGACGAGGAGAGACAGCAGAUUGCUGAAGAUGCGCGAGUAGCCCCUAAAAUUAAAUUCGCCGUCAACGCCUCCUUCACUGUCAAUUUCUGCCUGUUCGUCAUCCAGCUUUAUGCUGCCGUCUCGACCGGGUCUCUAUCGCUUUUCGCUACUGCAGCCGACGCUUUCAUGGACCUAGUCUCCUCCUUUGUCAUGCUAAUCACCUCACGGAUGGCGGCCAGGCCUAGUAUAUACAAGUACCCUGUGGGACGAACCAGGAUAGAGACGAUUGGCAUCAUCUUGUUCUGUGCACUGAUGACCACCGUCGCUAUUCAGCUUUUGGUUGAGUCAGGCCGCGCACUCGGCGAGGGUCAACGCACCUCUGAGCAGUUGCACAUCGUUCCCAUCGUUAUCGUCGGUGUAGCCAUCUUUGCCAAGGGCUCCUUGAUGGUAUACUGUUUUGCUUACCGAAAAUAUCCCUCGGUGCACGUCUUCUUUAUCGACCACCGCAACGACAUUAUUGUCAAUAGCUUUGGACUCAUCAUGUCCGUCGUCGGAGACCGAUUUGUGUGGUAUCUGGACCCUAUCGGUGCCAUUUGCAUCGCACUUCUUAUCCUAUUCUCCUGGGUUUCGAAUGCAUUUGACCAGGUUUGGCUUCUGGUUGGCAAGUCAGCACCAAGGGACUUUGUCUCCAAGCUCAUUUACAUGUCAAUGACUCACGAUACUCGCAUUCUGAAGGUCGACACGUGCCGAGCGUAUCAUGCUGGGCAGAAAUAUUAUGUUGAGAUUGAUAUCGUCAUGGACGAGUCCACCCCCCUGAAAAUAUCCCAUGACGUUGCACAGGAAUUACAGCGAAAGGUUGAAGGCCUGGGAGAUGUCGAGAGAGCUUUCGUCCACGUCGACUACUCAGAAGCGCAUGACCCUCAUGAGGAGCACAAGCCAUUGUACGAGAGGCAGCAAAAGAAGACCAAGAGAACGCUAAAAGACAUCCUUUUACGAACGAAGAAGGACACAGCUCAAGUAACUGAGACCGAGAUUUAGCAUGGCCGGAACUAAGCAGAAUGGGAAGGACGGAUAGACAUGGAGGAGGGGCAGCGAGCGCAGGUAAUAAAAGGCAGAGAAAAUAUAAGAGGGGCCGGGGACCGGGGGCAAGGUACUUGGCAUUCGGGCCAAUAUUGUAUAAUCUGUUUUAUCAAUCUCCAUGAAAUUGUCAAAAGAGCUACCCAGCCAUUGUACACCA